This is a messenger RNA of Pyricularia pennisetigena, 4169 nucleotides long. RefSeq lists its product as uncharacterized. Bases 1566 to 4169 code for a protein of 867 amino acids. Gene Ontology annotation, cellular component: NuA4 histone acetyltransferase complex. Gene Ontology annotation, molecular function: protein binding. NCBI's taxonomy places the organism in Eukaryota, Fungi, Ascomycota, Sordariomycetes, Magnaporthales, Pyriculariaceae. The record is from RefSeq and is a predicted model, not a curated record. The transcript has 4 exons.
AUGUCGGGACAGUUGAGCCAAACAAAUUCACUACCGGUGCGUCCCCAUGACAUUUACCGAUUUAAUUUUGAGGGGAUAGGUGACGCGAAAUUCUCGCAUCAGAAGCUGGCGCCGAUCCAUCUUCUUCCGAGACGCGGUCGUCCCGUCGAAGUGCGGCGAGGUGGAUUCUGGGGUAUGUCCAACAUCGCGGCAUACACGCCUCUCGAGUCAUUCUUGUUGUUCAAGGCCCUGUACGCCCGCGGCGUCUCUGCAGCCGUAUUUGACGACAUCUCGGCCGACCUUAUCAACUACGAGUUCAUCAAGGACGACGUCACCUACGAUGUCGCCCGCCUGAGCCCCGCCUCCCUGCAGGAGCUCUUCCUGCAUCUCUUGCGCGACGAACUGAAGCUCGCCGUCGACACAUCGGACAAGGUCAGCGACGGCAGCCUGUCCCCGAACAAGAGGCGCAAGCUACAGGCGCCGACCCCACGCAACCUACAGGAGGCUGCCGAACACCUCCCCAAGGUGCCCGAUGUGCUGCAGAGAUUGUACAAGGAAUGGAGAGCCCACCGAAUCGCUUCGAUUCUUGAGGAUGAGCAGCGGUUCGAUCAGAUCUCAGCCGAGAUUGCAAAGGCCGAGAAGGAGUUUGCGCUGGCAACUACAAACGGCGCAGGCGAUGCUGCACCGCAGUCGCAACCCUUGGUUCCUUCACCAUCACCAAGAAUAACGCCUGUGCAGCAGGUGAGGAAGGAUGGCGGUCAAGGGCCUAACGGAGUGCGGGAAGCCAGUGCAUUACCUUCGUCGACCCCGAAGCAGACACCACACCAAUUGGAAUCGGUGACGAAGUCGAGGACCCCAACUCCCGUUCCGGCACCGCCAAGUGCAGUCGCAGACUCCGGGCGCGCUACUCCGCUGUCGCGACAACCGUCUCCUGCGCUGCCGCCCAAGCUCACGCCGGCACAUGCCCAGUCCCCUCGACCUGGACCAGUCUCACUCCCUUUAGCAGUUCCCGCUCGACUUGCAGCCUCGACACCUCCAACGAUCCCAGGUCAUCAGGCUUCUACCCCGCCACGUGUUCCAUCACCAGCUGCUGCCCUGGCAUCAACGACGCCAGCUACAACACAACCACCCACCGGGCAAACUUCGCAAGCUUCUCCCCACGUGACACCAUUGACUGCGCAGAGUGCAAAACCUCAGUCCCCGCGGCCAUCUCCUGCUGCUAACAAUCAGCCAAUCGCGCCGCAGCCGGUCCCAUCCCAGAAUCAUGCUUCUCUGCAAAACAACUCUAGGGCGGGAAUGGUACCUCCGGGCCAGUUUGGGCAAGCCGCCUCGACGGCUGGCAGAGGUCAUAAUCCGCCACCACGGCCACCGAAUGGAGCGGCGGCGUCACCGGUUCUCCAGCAUCCGCAGGCAGUCUCUGCUCCUCCAUCUCGGCCGAUGGCGUCUCAGCAACAGCCGGGUGUGCUGCAGCGACCCGAUGCUAUCGGCAAAGCCAAGGCAUCACAACCACCUCCACCACGCCAGGCCACACCAAAUUCAACCCCGGGAACGCCACUUAACCUUCGACCCCCCUUCAAAGACCGCCUAUGCAGCAUCAGCAUAUACAGCCAGCCAAUUCUGUCCAACAAGUAUGGACUCCGCAAGCACUUGCUCAAGCCCAUGCUCAAGCUCAAGCUCAAGCUCAGGCUCAGGCUCAGCCUCAGCCUCAAUACAUACAACCCCAGGGGCAAGCAUAUCCUCAGUAUCCAGGCCAGUCUCAGCAUCAGCCUCAGGCCCAAGCCUUUGCGCAUCAGCCAGCUCAAGGUCAGAUACAGGCGCAAGGCCAGGGGCACACUCGCCCUGGUCACGGGCAGCCCUCCCCCGUACCGGCAACUCCUCACCAGGCUACUCCAUCUUCUGCCAACAGUGCCAAAGGUCAGCAGUCUGCCCGAGCAGCUCCUCAACUAGGCCCAGCUGUCCAGCAGCAGAAAGGGAUGCUCGUACCACCACAGCAUGUUCCAGCACAGCCGCAGACACCGGCUUUGGAUACAAGAAAGACUGUUCACAAAGAUGUUGCUUCCCAAAUUAUGCAAAGGCAGCCAGGACAGGCCACGACACCUUUGUCGUCACAGUCCAAGGUUCCAACUGCCGCUACUCAAGCAAUGAUUUCGGCGCAACCUGGCGGGCCACAAGGGCCUGGACGACGACAACCACCGCCCAGCAACUCACCGAUACCUUCAUAUGUUGCGUCUCAGUCUUUUACUAGCCAGGGAAAACAGAUUCCUGGCCGUCCGCCCAAUAUACAGCAACAGCCGCAACAAUCGAAGCCACAGCAGCCACAUCCCACCCAAAAUAUCUCUUCACAACAGACUCCAAGUCAGCCCAACGCCAGUAUUCAGCAAGCCGCAGUCUCAAAUCAUCGGCCGCAGCUGGUGCCGCGACCCUCAAUGUCAGCCGCGCCAAGGCCGCCCAUUCCUGCUGCAUCUGCGUCUUCUUUCGUGACUCCUCAAUCGGGAGUAUAUCCAUCGCCACACCCCAAAAACCAGCAGCCAUCAGCCUCUGUGUCUAAUGAAACUCUCAACUUUCUCCGAUCUACUCCCAAAUCCACGCCGACCCCUAGUCUUAAACCUACACCGACUCUCCCGCAAACACCAGCAGGCUCAAAUGAUCUUGGCUAUUUUGCACCUCGCGGUAGUGCCACGAGGUGGAAAUCUGCGGUUUCUACGCCCUCGACACCAAAGCCUGAGGAGGCGACGAAAAUGUCACUGCCGCCUAUGGAGCCGCUCAGCCCAGUCCAGGUAUCAGCAGCGCUGCCCCAGAACCAAAAGCUUUCUCCGGUGGUAUCGACUGCCAAACCUGUGGUGCCAGCUACCGGGUCAUCUCUGCCAAAAGCCCAGGCCAAGAACUCGCCAGUGAUGAAGCUGGAUGUCUCGACGCCCAAGCCACGGGGUAGAUUGCCUCGAGGGAAAACGCAGGAACCAACCAAAUCGCCGUCGGCCAGUGCACAGGGGACGCCUCAACCGGAACCACAGGAUGAGAUGCAGGUCGACGCGCCAGAGUCAGAGGCCGCGCCAGGGCCAGAGCCAGCUCCAGAGUCGGCGCCAGAGCCUGCACCAGAACCAGAACCAGAGCCAGAGCCAGAGACAGAGUCUGCCAUCAUUAAGAAGGAAGCAGAGACGCCUAGGAUCCUUGAGGAAACCGGCGAUACGACCGCCGAUGAGAGUGGCCCUAGUAAACGCCAGCCGGGUACUCCUGGCAGUCAGCCAACACGACGUGUGAAGCGAAAGAGAGCCGACUCGCCGUCUGACGAUCGAGUAGACACGACCAUACCCACCCCUACCGCGAAAUCUAGUGACCAACUUCCGGCUGGGACUGGGACGUCUAAUAGCAGCGCUCCUGCGCAGGCCUCUAAAUCCUUGCAGACCAUGACGCGGAACCAUGUGCGCUGGACACGAGAUUUCCCCAAGAUUAGUGCUUCUGCUCUGGAACAAAUUACCAGUCACCGGCAUGCAAACAUGUUUGCCCACCCCAUCCGCGAACGCGAUGCCCCAGGCUAUCACAACAUUGUCCGUGGGCCCAUGGACUUGAAGUCGAUUAGGGCAGCCAUCACACAUGGUAACCGGGCGGCGAAACAAGCGGUUGCUAAUCUGCCAAACGGAGAUCCUGGAACAAGCAUGGUUUGGCUGCGCAAGAGCGAAGACCUAGUACCACCACGGGGUAUCAUCAAUAUCACCCAUCUGGAUCAGGCGCUGACCCAGAUGUUCUCCAACGCCAUCAUGUACAACCUAGACCCAAACCGCGGCCCAGGUCCAUCGUUUUUGGAGGAAUUAGAUGAACCGACUGAUGACGGCGCUGACGCAAACGCCACGGCGGCAUCUGGGGGUGGUGCGGCAACCAACGUGCUCGGCUACAAGGUAGACGAGAACGCAGUUGUCAACGACACCAUUGCCAUGCAUCUCGAGGUCGAGAAGCUACUGGAGAACAUUAGGGAGGCUGAGAAGCAGCGUGCGGCUCCUCCGCCGCCACCUGCUGAUGAUGAGGAUGACAAAAGCCAUAAUGAUGCCAACGGAGUCACCAAGGCCGACCAUGCUGACCAUGAGACGGAUCGUGCCGAGAGGGAAGGUACCGAUGCAACUGAGGGUGAAACUCCCAGUGGCGCCACGGCUUCCAACACUGGCACAACGAAGAGGCGCAGGAUAGCUCGCGGCUGA